Messenger RNA from Larimichthys crocea (large yellow croaker), 6231 nucleotides. It is a transcript of the gene adamtsl4, whose product is annotated as ADAMTS-like 4. Bases 346 to 3945 code for a protein of 1199 amino acids. Gene Ontology annotation, cellular component: extracellular matrix. The transcript is spliced from 17 exons. The record is from RefSeq and is a predicted model, not a curated record. Gene Ontology annotation, biological process: extracellular matrix organization; proteolysis. Gene Ontology annotation, molecular function: metalloendopeptidase activity. Lineage: Eukaryota; Metazoa; Chordata; Actinopteri; Sciaenidae.
UCUAUCUCCUUCCCCCCUGGCCCCCUGGCUGCCAGGCGUCACACCAGUUUAUAAUAAGGACCCAAAAAAAGUUGUCGAGUGAGAAAAAGGGAGAGAAAAAAAACGGAACCCUUCCCACUCUCCAAAAAAUCACGGGGAGUGACUGUGACAGGAGGAAGGGGACACACGCACACACACUGAGAGAGAGAGAGGGAGAGCUUGAAGAAGCCUUCGCCGGGACCUCAUCACAUUUCUCUCAGGACAGCGCGGACCGGAACGGACCACUAACCGAUCAUUAGACUGGACUAAUAAUCAAUAUUGAUUAGCAGCGGAGUGGGAGCGGUUGUGUGAGACUCUUGGAGGAGCAUGCAGCUCGGUUUACUAUUCAGGCUCUAUGUGCUGUGGGGAUUUGUGGUGGUCACGACCUCCGUGACCAAGGCCGCCAAGAGGAAGGUGGCAGGCCGACAAUCCAGACAGGUGUUUGAGGUGGAGCCUAUAGAGGGGGUGUGGUCUAUCUGGGGGGAGUGGUCCGGAUGCUCUCAGACCUGUGGCGUCGGUGUCUCACAGAGGAGCAGGGAGUGUUUAUCCCCUCCACCUCCCCAAACCCCUCCCCUCUCCCACUCUCCACCUAACUGGGCAGGUUAUUUGCCCGGGGGCAUUGGAGGCCCUGUCGUCUCACCUGUGCGACCCUACUACCCUCCACAUUACCCCGGGCAACACCCUUCUUAUCACUCCCCUUCCAUCCCCACCAAUCACAACCCAGGAUUGUCACUGUUUAGGAAUACCAACACCGGGGGAGGAGGAGCACCUGUACAGGGACAGUCCAAUCCAUCACCUCCUUUUUACCAGCCAGAGUUCUCCCCAAACAAUCAAGAGCAUGUAUCUGUUUAUCGAUCUCCCUACCAUGCUCCCUCACAUGGCUACAACCAGCCAGCUCGGGUCAUCCGAAGGCCGACCAAUCCAGGAGCAGUGAGGCCUGGAGGAGGCGGGAGCAGAAGGUCUGUCUCCUCCAAUCGGGAGGGUUUACCAGCGAGGAGGUCUUCCAACAUCCGUCCAGGUCAGUUUGGGUACGGCAGAGUCCCGUUCUCUCUGCCUUUACAUCGUCCUAACCGGCAGGCUCGCCACACUGGUAACGGUACUGACACUGCAACACCUGAACCUGGACUAGCCGCCAAUGAAGACGACGAGACCAAUGAGAAAGAGGAAGAAGAGGUGUGGAGUAAUGGAGAAGGCAGGGAGGCGAGGAGGAGUGAGGUGGAGGUGGAGGAGGAGGGGGAGGGGGAGGAGAGAACCGAUGCACCUGCUGUUGAGGAGUUGCCCACAACGACCACCACAACUGGUAACCCACACCGUCACGUGGACAGACCCUCACACACCAACACAGAGCGUGGGAGAGCAAGAGUCCCAUCCUCUCACCACUUCUCUCGCUCCUCGUCAACAUCCCGCCUGCCCAGCCGCCAACGGUUUGACUGGCACUCCGUCACCGCGCCGCCUCCUCCCAUCCCUCCCCUCUCCCGCCCAAACUCCCCCGCUGCCGCUUCACCUUUCUCUACGUCUCUGCACCGCUCCAGCCACGUGCACAGAGACAGGGAGCUUCACCAAGGUUUUAGUCCUCAAGUCCCACCAGCCGGCAACGUCUACCCACUACAGCACUCCCACAUCCCGCAUCUGGCCGUCGAAUCAGGCAGGGAUGGAGGAAGAGGAGCUCCUCAGGUCUAUAGAUGCCCUGGGCCGGAGAAGGAGUACCGCAAGUGCUUCUCGCAGGUGUGUGGAGGCGGUGCGUUGGAGUCCAGAGCAGAGCAGUGUGCAGCCUUUAACACCCAGGAGUUCAUGGGUCGCCUCUACAACUGGGAACCUUUCACUGAGGUUGGUGCGGACAAGCAGUGCGAGCUGACCUGCAGACCUGCUGGCUACCGUUUCUAUGUUCGUCAGGCCGAGCGCGUCCGAGACGGGACUCCCUGCAUCAAUGUCAGCUCAAAUGACGUGUGUGUAGAAGGACAAUGUCUGACCGAGGGUUGCGACGGGGUUCUGGGCUCUGGCUCUGUGAUUGACAAGUGUGGGGUGUGUGGCGGGAGAGACGCCUCCUGUCGAAAGGUGACAGGAAGCUUCCAAAAUGUUACGGUUCCCCUUGGUUACCACAAGAUCCUGGACAUCCCAUCCGGAGCUACUUUCAUUAACAUCACGGAGAGACGAGCCAGCCCUAAUUACCUGGCCAUGAGAAGUGGCACCGGGGCUUCAGUGGUGAAUGGGCGUUGGGCUGUGGACCCUCCAGGGGAGUACCAAGCAGGAGGGACCACUUUCGCCUACACCCGACCUAGAGCACAGGCAGAGGGGGAGGAAGAGAAAGGCGAGUCCCUCAAGGCUCCAGGACCCACCACGACACAGCUACAGCUUUAUAUCAUUUUCCACAAGGAGAACCCGGGCAUCGACUAUGAGUUUUAUGUCCCCGUGGAGAAGAAGGAGAUAGAGAGGGAGAGGCUGAUGGAGAGAGAGCGGGAAACACCCAGAGAGAGGCACAGGGAGCGAGAGCCGGCGAGGGCACCACUUCGCAGUCCUCUCACUGUGUCAGUAGAAGACCCUCCCCCUGCCCCUCCUCCUAUUUCUGUCCCUUCUUUCCCCUCUUCCUCCUCCUCCUCCUCCUCUGUGUUUUCUCCUCCUUCCUUGGACCGGUGGACACCUGAGAGGUCACGUCCUCGAGGUUCUGCACCCAACAGGAACGCUCGGAUCCCUCCUCGCACUGACCUGCCGCUGGACACUCAGCCGCCAUACGUGUGGAGAAAAGGGGGACUCACUGAGUGUUCUGCUUCCUGUGGCAAAGGUUCUCAGUACAGAGUCAUUCUGUGUAUAGACCGCCAUGCAGACGAGGAAGUCCCUGAGAGGAAAUGUGACUCUGCAGCCAAACCUGUCCCCGAGGAGGAGCCUUGUAACACACAUCCCUGCCCACCAUUCUGGGAGGCCAAUUCAUGGUCAGAGUGCAGUGUGUCCUGUGGCCCCGGGGUGCAGCAGAGGCAGCUCCAGUGCAGGCAGAGCUUUGGGGACCGCUCCACCAUGGUCCACCCACAGCGCUGUGCCAACCUCACCCCGCCAGAGUCCACCCAGGCGUGUCAGCUCGCCCUCUGCUCCCACUGGGAGGUCAGCUCCGACUGGAGCAUGUGCUCAGUGGACUGUGGUGUUGGUAGGAGGACAAGGAGCGUGCGGUGCGUCAGUGAUCAGGGCAGCAUCGUUAGUGACAUGGAGUGCAACUCCAGGGCUCGCCCGCAAGGAAGUGAGGAGUGCAACAUGGGGCCGUGUGUAACCAACUGGUACUUCACUACCUGGUCCAAUACUUGUUCAGCGCAGUGUGGCCCAGGGGUACAGAGGAGGGAGGUGGUGUGUCUGACUCGAGGAGGGGUCAGGGAUGGUGGAGGAGGAGGGGACUGUGUUGUGGAAAAACCGGCAGAGAUGAAGGCCUGCAACAGCGGUCCGUGUGUGCCAACAUCCAUGUGGUACAGCAGCCCCUGGUCACAGUGUAAUGUCCCAUGUGGGAAUGGAACUCAGCGACGAGACAUCAUUUGUGUCGAGAAGACUGGGAACGAUUUUACUGUCGCGGCGGCCAGCGAGUGUGCACAUCUGGACAAGCCUGCCGCUGUGCAGAAGUGUGAGAUGGGAGAGUGUCAGCCGCAGUGGUUCACAACAGAAUGGAGCGCGUGCUCACGUUCUUGUGGAAAAGGCUUACAAAUGAGGGAGGUACGGUGUCUAACACAAGACAAAAAACACAGCCAGGACUGUGAUUUGACCACAAAACCUGAACAGGAGCAAAUCUGCAACACAAUACCCUGCAGUCCACAAGUCUCAGAUGAAAACUGCCGGGACAGACGUCACAACUGUGUGAUGGUGGUUCAGGCCAGGCUGUGCGUCUACUCCUACUACAAGAGCGCCUGCUGUGCCUCGUGUACUCAGAGUGCUCAGCGUGCCAAGAGGCACUGACCGGCCAAUCACAGACAGCCAAGGUGUGCAAGAUGUCAAGGAUUAGGUCAAAAGGGCUGAAGACAAGUCCUUAGAAGAAGACAGCCCUGAGCAGACAUAAUCCCAGCGAUGGCCGUCAGAAAACAUUUAGCUAUUUUCUCCUGAUUCUUCAGGUUAUACACUGUGAAAGCAGCCAGCUCCUUAUUCCAGUUCUCUGUAUGCUAUUUUAUAUCGUCUUUCAGAAGCACAUAAUCCACUCAACUUGCAUCUGUUCACUUUGUGCAUUAGCUUUAACAGGUUCACAAUGUGUCACACGGGGCUGAGUCAUUUGCAAUGAUUUCAACUCUCUUUUUUUAUGGCUGAGAGGUUUGUAUGGUAGGUUUUCGCUGAGGACGCGGCUGUGUUUCGACAACAAAUUUAGGCUUUUUUUAAGAUUCGCUCAAAUCUACAGAAUCUUAAAACACAUGUAAUCAGACACGCAUACCACUAAUUAUGAAGAGAAAUGUGCUGAACAAAUACCACAUGUGCUAGAUGAACUAUGUGUACUAUAUAGUACUAUAUGUGCUGAAGAUCUACUGGAAUAGAUCUACUGUGAUAAGCCCCAACGAAGCUAGAAGGAUUUCAUUAACAUAUCGUAUGUUUUUUUUCUUCCUGUUUGCCAAAAAAUAGUGUCCUCUUAUUGUGCAGUUCAGUAUUUGGACAAAUGAACCAAAGGUGAGGGGUGAGCAUGGCAGUAAGCAACCAAAUAUAUCAGAGCGGGAUGAGGAGAGACUCUUCCCAAACUAGAAGGAUAUUAGACGUGGAUUUUACAGCCUGUACGGUCCUUCAACAUAUUAGGUCUUUUAAAAGACGGCUGAUGGAGUUAAAAUCCACAGCUGAGGCGUGACGACUCAUAGCUGCUCACUAAAUAACAAAUAUGAUUUGUAAAAUUGGGGGGGGAAUAGUGAUAAGAGUAGUGUUGUUUGAAAUUUUCUUGUCAAAAAAACACGUGAAAAGACCAAAACAAUUAGGUUAGGUGCCACUAAACCCUACAAACUGGACCUUUAAGAAAAAAAGAAAAAAAGAGAGAAAAUAGUGCCUUUGUUAGGAACUAUUUCUGCUGCUGGCUGACACACAUUUGUGAGCAUUUAUGACACCAGGAAGGUGAUUAUGGGAUUGAUUCAGAAGAAACUAGAGUGCCUAUCAUGUUAACUUAAUGAAGGAACACCCACCUCAACAGUGUAGUUUUUUAUAUAUGUAUAUAUCCACACAUAUAUUGGCUGUUAUUUGGCAAGUUUUGGUCUUUUAAUGUGAUUUCUAGACAAUAAAAAAAACACCACCCACGAGCUUGGUGGUGGCGCACAGGUUUGGUGGUGUGAAAUGAUUCACUCCUGGCUGACCUAAUUUAACGUUUUAGCACGCUUAGGUAUUAAAAGAACGACUCUUUGUCCUCCCUGUUUCCUCACCUCAUCUCGGUAUAUAUAUAUUUUAUUUGCAUCCAUCGUCACCUUCCUGGAAAGAGAGAUGAUGAAUCUGUCCUGUGAAGAGUAGGUGAAGCCAGAAUGAGAAAACGUCAUGAAGACUGAGAAAACAGUCUUUUAAUAAUUUAGCUCAUGAUACGGAUCAAACGCAAUCAUUCUGCUUUGAUGAGAACAUAAAUAUUUUGUAUUCUUCUCUGUAUAUGUGUGUAAGUACUCUUUAUGCUUUUUCUCUUGUUUUAUUUUGCUCUUCUUCUCUUCACCAAGAAGAAACACACACACAAUACACCCCGCCCACUCGAAGCUGAGGAGUCUGUAUAUUUGUUAUAUAUAUGUUUUAAUGUCUAUAAUUUCUUUGAACAUAGUAGGCGCUUAUGUUUUAUAACUGAAUAGAGUUAUCAGAAGUUUUGUUGUAGGCUACAUUUAUUCACAUCUAACUGUCAUAUAACUAUAUAUUUGCAUUCAACAAGAGAAUCAGUGACUUUAAUGUACUCGUGAAUUUUGGAUGUUUGCGUGCAUUCAUGUUUGUGUCUGUGUGUGUGUGUGUGUGUGUGUGUAUGGUUAUGUGUGUGGCUUUGAAUGUGUCAUUCUUGUCUCUAAUCCCUCGUAGUAAAAAAAAUUACUUUUUAUAUAAAAACAAAAAAAAGGAUAGUAAUUUAUCUAUUAUCUAAAUAACAUGUAAUUUAUUUUCUGUUUUAAGAAGCUGUAGCAAAUGUUCUUUAUUACCACCAGAGUUUAUGAGAUUGUUAUUACUGAGACAUGGACUUUUUUUUUUUUAUCAUGCAAAAAAAACAGUGUGGGAAAAUUAUUAUCUCAAAGCUUCAUUUUAAAUAAAAUUGAAACAACAGAA